GCAAGCUGGGACGGGCCCCCGGGCGCUCUUGCCCUGAGCCGAAUUCCGUUGCAAACUCCAACCGCUUCCCUGAGACACACACCACACACACACACACAGAGAGAGAGAGACAGAGAGAGAGAGAGAGAGAGAGAGACGCUGGCACCCCUCUCCCGCGCGUGCCCCUCAACCCGGCAGCGUUGCGAACAGCUCCCGUCAACACACCCCUCAAGUGGCAAGAUUUUUCUCUCUGGGACUGUAUUCAGUGCAAAACAGAAAGAUUGUGGGGCAUCUUUCAGUCUGUUUGGACUUCAUGUUUACAGAAGAGAGAUGGAGAUACCAUUAGAAACAAAAAAGAUUUCUGUGUGCCUGAUUCUCUUUGUAUUAAACUUGGCAGAAGCUAUUGAAAUCCCUCUUACUGUGCAACAGCUCCCAACAAUAACAACACAGCCAGCAGAUCAGGUUGCUUUCCCUUUUGAUGAUGAAUUUUCAAUCAAGUGUGAAGCUAAAGGAAACCCCCAACCAAUCUUUAACUGGACAAAAGAUGGGAAACCAUUUAGUCUGUUGGGUGACUCACGGAUAACUACAUUUAAUAAUUCAGGAACAUUUGUAGUUAAAAAUCGUGGGAACAUAGCCUUUUUCCAAGGAAAAUAUCGCUGCUAUGCAUCCAACGUGUUGGGAACUUCUAUGUCACAAGAAAUUGAGCUAAUAGUUCCAGGUAUUCCUAAAUUUCCUAAGGAGAAGAUUGACCCUAUUGACAUAGAACAUGGUGAUGCAAUGGUUUUGCACUGCAAUCCUCCCAAAGGCAUCCCACCACUGCACAUUUAUUGGAUGAAUAUUGAUUUGCAGCAUAUCCCACAAGAUGAAAGGGUCUCCAUGGGCCUUAAUGGGGAUCUUUACUUCGCAAAUGUGGAUGAAAAUGACAGCCGUAGUGAUUAUUGCUGCUUUGCUGCAUUUCCAAAACUAAGAACUAUUGUACAGAAAAUGCCAAUGACAUUGACAGUUACACGUUUAAAAUAUACUAAUGAUUCCAGAUCAUCUAAUGCGGCUAAGGCAAAUUUAAUCAAAGAAAGAAAACCCAAGCUACUUAUUCCUGAAUCUUCUGGUCCCAGUUCAGAAGUGACGUUUAUGAAAGGAAUGGAUCUUUUUCUGGAAUGCAUUGCUGAAGGACUUCCAACACCCCAUUUAACAUGGAGGAGGAUUAACAGAGGCAGUAUUUUCAGAGGAGUCACUGAAAAUUUUGGAAAAGUUUUGAAGAUAGAACAAGUUACUAGAGAUGAUGAAGGAACUUAUGAAUGUGUAGCCUCAAAUGAUUUAGGAGAAACAAAGCAUGAGUUCAAAGUUGGUGUUGAAGAGCCACCCACUUGGAUAAGCAAACCAAAAAGUGGAGUUUUCAGUGUUGGUGGAAGUUUUGUACUGUUUUGUGAAGCUAUUGGCUUUCCUGAGCCAACUAUAAAAUGGAAAAAGAAUGGCAUUCCUCUUGAAGAUAACGAAAUAAAAUCCAGCAGAGCUGUUUUUUCGACAAGGGAGAUCAGCAUCACUGACUUGGAGUUGAGUGACACUGCAGUGUACCAGUGUGAGGCUACCAACAAGCAUGGCACUAUCCUGGCCACAGCAAAUAUUGAUGUUCUCAAUAUUCCCCCAGAAAUAUUAACUCCAGAUGGGGAAGAAUACGUGGCAGUAAUGGGUUAUUCAAGUCACUUGUACUGUCAGUUUUUUGCAAUACCCACACCAGAUAUUUCUUGGACUAAAGAUGACAGCAUGCAACUUCUUGAAGUGGAUCAAAAUGGAACCCUGGAGAUUAGAGAAACAAGGAAGGAAGAUGCUGGAUUUUAUACCUGCCUGGUGAAAAAUUCUGUUGGGAAGCGUGCCAUCACUGCCACUCUCACUGUCAGAGAUGCUACCAAAAUUUCAAUUAUACCGAAGAAUCCACAAGUUUUGAAAUCACAUUCAGUUUUAUUGAAAUGUCAUUCUGAAUGUGACCCACAUUUGAAACACCAGUUUAAAAUUUCUUGGAAAAAGAAUGGAGAGGAAUUGGAGAUGAAUGACACUGAAGAUGGAAGAAUAAUUAUUAAAAAGGAUACAUUGGUUAUACAAAAUGUGGGCCCAGAAGAUGAGGGGGUGUACACUUGUGAAGGAACUUCAUUGCUUGAUAGCGCCACAGAUGAUUCCCGCCUAAUUGUCCUGGAUGUCCCUGACCCACCAGGGGAUCUCCAACUCUCUGAAAAACAGGCAAGAAAUAUUAGAUUAUCUUGGAGUCCUGGAAGUAUUAACAAUAGCCCAAUUAAUGAAUCCAUUGUGGAAUUUGAAGAAAACCGAUGGGAGCCCAGAAAGUGGCAGGAAUUAAUUAGGCUUCCGGGAAAUGAUACUACAGUUGUUUUACCACUGAUCCCUUAUGUAAAUUACCAGUUCCGUGUUAUAUCUGUCAAUGCAGUUGGGAGAAGUAAGCCCAGCGAACCAUCAGAACGAUAUGAGACACCUCCAGCUGCUCCAGACAAGAACCCAGAAAACAUCAGAAUUGAAGUUUCCAAACCACAUGAAAUGAACAUGACGUGGGAGCCACUAAAGCCCAUGGAGCAUAAUGGACCGGGUCUGGAAUACAAAGUGAACUGGAAACAGCAGGAUACCAAUGAAUGGGAAGAAGAAACAGUGCAAAAGCAUUUCCUAGUAUUGCAGAACACCCCUACUUUUGUGCCUUAUGAUAUCAAAGUCCAGGCAGUUAACAAGUAUGGCUCUGGCCCUGAACCUAAUACACUAACUGGAUAUUCAAGUGAAGACAUUCCAGAAGCUGCUCCUUCAAACGUAAUUGUGCAAGUCAUCAAUAGCAGUCUGGCAAAAGUCAUCUGGUCCACAAUUCCAAAAGAUCGGGUUCGUGGACAUCUUAGAGGAUAUAAGGUCAACUGGUGGAAAAUCCGAAACCGUCUGGAUGAAAAAAACCAUCACCCAGAGAAACACUCCUUGACAUUUAAAGCAGACCGAAAUGAUGGAAUGAUUCCUGGUUUAGAGCCUUUUAGCAUCUACCACUUAACUGUCUUGGCUUUUAAUUCCAAAGGAAACGGACCUGAAAGCAUUACAUAUGAAUUCCAAACUCCAGAGGGAGUCCCAGAAAAACCACAUUUUCUAAAAAUACUAAAUUUUGAAAAAGACUCAGUAACAUUGUCAUGGGGGCCACCAAAGAAACCUAAUGGAUUCAUUACUGGAUACACAUUGCAAUACCAAAUGAUUAAUGAGACUGAUAACAUUGGUCCUUUGCAUGAAAUCAGUAUUACCAAUUCAUCAUCAUUAAGCUUCAGAUUGUCUAAUCUAAGCCUCAGCACAAAGUAUAAAUUCUAUGCAAGGGCUUGUACAGUGCAAGGAUGUGGAAAACCUAUUACAGAUGAAGGAGUAACAGUAAACCAUGGCAGUAAAGCUGUUGGGAAGAUUACUGAAGUUAAGCCCACCCCAAAGAGUCAGCCUGUUGAGCCACUUGAUCCUGGAACUGCAAAUACAAUUCGACUAAUGACUAAGAAUUGGGUUGAUAAUAAUAGCAUUUCUGCAGAUGUAAUAGAGACCAGGGGGAGAGCUUACACUGGAAUUUAUGAAAGAAUCUCUACACAAGGUUGGUUUAUUGGACUGAUGGGUGCCAUCGCUUUGCUUACCUUAUUGUUGCUUACUAUCUGCUUUGUUAAAAGGAACAAAGGAGGAAAAUAUUCAGUAAAAGAAAAAGAGGACCUGCAUCCGGAUCCUGAAGGCCAGUCCAUAAAAGAUGAAAUCUUUGGUGAAUAUAGUGACAGUGAUGAAAAGCCGCUCAAAGGAAGCUUGCGGUCUCUUAACAUGGAUAUUAAAAGUGCAGAAAGUGCUGAUAGCUUAGUGGAUUAUGGCGAGGGGGACCACAGGAUGUUCAAUGAAGACGGUUCGUUUAUUGGUGCUUACGCUGGAUGCAAAGAAAAAGCCUCGGUUGAAAGCAUCGGGAGUUCCACAGCAACCUUUCCUCUCCACGCAUAAAAUAUUAGCAUGAAUUAUUCAUUUCAGAUCAUCGUAUUUAUCUUUACUUCUCAAUCAAAUAUUAUACAAGGCAGAAAUAGGCUGCAGAAAAAUUAAAGACCUGGACAUGCAGCAGGUACAGAAACAGGCAGAUGACUUUAAAAGUUGAUUUUUUUUUAAACUUAAUUCUUUUUUCAAGACACGGACAUUUUCAAACCAUUAAAAAAAUAAAAAUGACUCCGAACUAAAGUUUUUUCAUACACAUGUCAUUUAGUCUGACCAAAACCAUACCUUCUUCAGUAUUAUAUAUGUAUUUUGGGAUCUAAUUUCCUCCAGGUCUUUUACAACCCAGUUUUAGAAACAUCUGUAACUGGAACAGCAGUCAAAGAGUUGACAUUAAAUGAGUAACUGCUAUAACUCUAUCUUUGAUUUGGGUUUGGCAGGCUAUAGAAAGUUAUAACCAAAUAUUAUGGAGAGAAGGUUAUGCUGGCAUGACUGAUACUGUGCCGGCCAAUGGUGCUGGAAAGCUUCAGAAGCCAAGUAGUUCUUAUGUCUCUACAGUAUCCUUUUUCUUGGUCAGUUCUGUGUUGCACAAGGAUACAAUGUUAAGCCAACACAUCAUGUCUGCCAAUAGUCAUUUUUGCCGGUGUGCUUAGUCAGCGAUAAUAGUACAUUAUCUUUCUGUUGGGAAUAACAGACGGUGUGAUAUAUUCGACUGCAUGUACUACAUUCUGUACUACAUUCUUGUUAGGUUGUAACUAGUAGCAAUGGGCCCUAGGUUAGCAUUUCCACUUAAUUACACAUUUCUGCUUCUCUAUGUUUCAAACCUCAUUCAUAGUAAUCCCAUAUUUUCAGUGUUACAGGGAUCUCCAGGCAAAAAAACUGUGUAGCAGCAACAAAUGCAUUAGCUAGGGAUACUAGUGCAAAGAGUGCACUCCGUGACAUGUCCUCUUUUGAAAAGAUAUGAAAAAUGUGCCAGUGAUUUGAGAAUUUGUAUUCUGUACAGAUAGCAAGGCCUUCAAAUGUAGUAUGGUUAGAUGAUAUUUUAUGUUUUGCCCACUAGCUGGCACCCUUUCUUUAUGCAAGCAAAUUCAAAACUUUCUUUGGGUUAUAGAAAGUAUAUGGCUCUUUCAAAAUUGUGGAGUUUUACUCCAUCCAAACAAGAAAAAAAAAAUCAGGAAAGAGCUGGCUUUUAAAGGAAAUAGGAUUUUUCACCACUUCAUAUUUGAGUGCCCACAUAUCUUUUCCGAAUGUUUGUAUAUAUUAAGAUUAUUCUGAUACUUUCAGGGGAAGUCAUGCUAAUUUUUAUUUUGUCAAGGUGCAAUGGCAGCAUAUCAUUGGCAAUUUAAUUCUUUCCAGGAAGUUUCAUUUAUGUGGCUACAAUUCAUUUUCUCAAGCAAAACGUAUUCAGAAACAUUUCUAAAUCUCCAACUAUGAAUAUUGUAUCUCACUUGUUAAAUCAAAGUAAAUGUGAUUAUUGAAAAGGGUUUCUAUCAAAGCUUUUUCAGUCCCUUUGAGUGUGUAAUAGAGUUGCUAUUCAAAGUUUAAACAUUUCUGGUGUACAUUACAGAAAGAAAAACAUAUUUGUUAUAACAAUAUAGAUACUAUUGUAUGCAAAGCUAUCUUGGAAUAAUAUACUUCCCCAUUUUCUUAUGUCAUUGCCUUGUUACUCAGCCCUCUUUCUUAUCUUGGUAGGCUUUUACUUGGCCAUUUUGUUAAUUUUGAGACAUGCAGAUUAUCUAUUAUUUACAUUAUCCAAUAUUCCUUUUUCCCAACCCUAGAUAAUAAGGAUGCAAUUAUCUUCAGCUCAGAUCCAUUCAUUUUGGCUAAGACUUCAUAUUUUGGAAAUGUUAAACACUAUGUUAUAUAGAAAGUAACCAUUGUCUGUUUAUCAGAGUCCUAAUUACUUAUUGCAGCAUUGGGACCCAGAACUGUGUCAAAAGAUAAUUUCAGUUCUUAGUCCAUACUAAUGGCUGCUAGGCAAGAUACCAUUGCUCGAGUGGUUAGGUGAUAUAAGCUGUAUAAACUUGAUAUGUAUCAAAGGAACUUGUUUUCUUCCCUUUGAGGCACUGGUAGUAAUAGGUAUAAGUACUUCUUGGAGACAAAGCAGCCCUAUUAUCACCUUCCUUCUUCCCAAACCGCACUAACAUUAGCCAUUUUGCUUCCAAAGUUUGAUGGCAUGGUUUCAGUCUUCAGGGAGUGGGGGGCAGGAUUUCAAGAGGCCAUGUGCAUUCCUCAAUAUUCAGGUCCAACUAUAUUUGAAAUAUAAUUUCCCUACCUUUAUCUUUAA
Molecule: messenger RNA, 6232 nt
Organism: Notechis scutatus (mainland tiger snake)
Lineage: Eukaryota; Metazoa; Chordata; Lepidosauria; Squamata; Elapidae
Gene: CHL1
Product: cell adhesion molecule L1 like
Biological process (GO): cell-cell adhesion; axon guidance; brain development
Cellular component (GO): plasma membrane; axon
Molecular function (GO): cell-cell adhesion mediator activity
Source: RefSeq, a predicted model, not a curated record